This is a messenger RNA of Drosophila eugracilis, 5483 nucleotides long. It is a transcript of the gene Br140, whose product is annotated as peregrin. Gene Ontology annotation, molecular function: protein binding. The coding region runs from base 228 to 4523 and encodes 1431 amino acids. The transcript is spliced from 4 exons. Gene Ontology annotation, cellular component: MOZ/MORF histone acetyltransferase complex. The record is from RefSeq and is a predicted model, not a curated record. Lineage: Eukaryota; Metazoa; Arthropoda; Insecta; Diptera; Drosophilidae. Gene Ontology annotation, biological process: regulation of transcription by RNA polymerase II.
CAUCUCUACACAUUUGUUAAAAAAAUUUGCAACAAGCCAACGAAAAUCGACCAGGAACGGUGGACAGCCAAAACCGCGCGCUCUGCGACGACCACUGUGGGAUGCACAUACAUAUGCGCACCCGUGCCGCGGAGUAGACACAGUGCCGCGAUCCGCGAACAGCGAACCGCCAAUCCCCCAGAAGCCAGCUGCAGCAGGUCCCACAGAUCCCGCCGCAGAUCCAGAUCAUGGGCCUCGACUUCGACGCAGUGGAGUACUGCAAGGGCGUGAAAAGCCAGCAGUCCCAACCACCGUUUGCCUGUCCAGUCCGCGGUUGCGACCGCAGCUAUAAGACCAUCAUGGGCCUGCAGUAUCAUCUGAUGAAGUACGACCACGACAAUCCCCAGCCACUCACGCCUGUGCUGACUCCCAACCGAAAGAAAGCGCGCUCCCGCUCUGGCGGACACCAUUCGACGCCUCGCCCGCAUAAGGAACACCCAGCUCCGGGAGGUGGUGGAGCGGAGGCCAGGAACGGGUGCUCCUCAGGCAGUACAGGAGUAGGAGCGGCGUCCGGAGGAGCCACCGUCCGGCAGUACGCUAAUCCUGAAUCCCUGGUAGCCUACAACGAGGAGGAAGCUACAGUAACGUUCAAUCUGGACGGAAAAAGCGUGCGCCUGGGUAUCGACGACGCCUUGCCGCUCGUAGAGGACGAGGAAUUUGCAGCCCUAGUGGCCAGGGGCUGCAUCUUGAACGCUGAUGCUUUGCCGCUAGAGGAGAACGCACCCUGGGCCAGAGUCCAGGUGCCAGUGGCCAGGGUGGCCGAGAUUCCCGACUACCGAGUGCCUGAUGCCCCGCCUCGACCGCUAGCAUAUUAUCGCUUUAUCGAAAAGUCGCUGGAGGAGUUGGACGGCGAGGUGGAGUAUGAUGUGGACGAAGAGGACUCCGCCUGGCUCGAGCACAUGAACGAGGAGCGUCAUCGGCUAGGGCUAAAUGCCGUAGGCAUUGACACGAUGGAGCUGCUGAUGGACCGCCUGGAAAAGGAAUCUCACUUUCAGGCGGCGGCCAACGGUACUCCCACAGGCGUCGAGGUUGACGACGAUGCAGUCUGCUGCAUUUGCCUGGAUGGCGAGUGCCAAAACACCAACGUGAUACUUUUCUGCGACAUGUGCAACCUGGCGGUGCACCAGGACUGCUACGGAGUCCCCUACAUCCCGGAAGGCCAGUGGCUGUGCAGGCGCUGCUUGCAGUCACCCAGUAAACCCGUUAACUGUGUGCUUUGCCCCAAUGCGGGAGGCGCAUUUAAGCAAACGGACCACAGCCAGUGGGCGCACGUGGUGUGUGCGCUGUGGAUACCAGAAGUUCGGUUCGCCAACACAGUCUUUCUAGAGCCCAUAGAUUCAAUCGAGACCAUUCCCGCUGCUCGCUGGCGACUCACCUGCUAUGUGUGCAGGGAGAAGGGCCUAGGAGCUUGCAUCCAGUGCCACCGAAACAGCUGUUACGCCGCCUUCCACGUCACCUGCGCCCAGCAGGCGGGCCUCUACAUGACCAUGGAUACAGUCAAGGAUGGCCACAACGAUUCAUCCAUGCACGUUCAAAAGUUUGCCUACUGCCACGUCCAUACCCCGGCGGACGCUAAGCUGAAAAUGAACGUUCCGGACUUCGAAGACACACGCCACAAGAUGCGAGAAGCGCGCAAAGCUUUGGCCAAGAAGCGCUCCACAGCGCCAGUAGUGCUAAUUCCCACUAUACCACCGGACCGAGUUCAGGAGAUAGCCACCAUGGUGACGAUGCAGCGCAAGAAGGAGUUUCUCGAUCGCAUAAUCGCCUAUUGGACGCUCAAGCGGCAUUAUCGAAAUGGUGUGCCUUUGCUACGACGCCUGCAGAGCCAGGGCAAUAACCACGGCGUGAUUCAGCGCAACGGCAUUGAAGGAUCGCCUGACACGAGUGAGCUUUAUCGGCAGCUUAAGUACUGGCAGUGCUUGCGGCAGGAUCUGGAGCGGGCGCGCCUUCUGUGUGAACUGGUGCGUAAGAGAGAAAAGCUGAAAGUGGCCUUUGUUCGCAUCUCCGAGGAGGUGGUCAUGCUGCAGCUCAAUCCGCUUGAAGCAGCGCUGUCUAAACUGCUAGACGCGCUGGAAGCGCGCGACAGUAUGGAGAUCUUUCGAGAGCCGGUAGAUACGAGCGAGGUGCCCGAUUACACCGACAUCGUGAAACAGCCCAUGGACCUAGGCACGAUGCGAUUGAAACUAAAGGACUGUCAGUACACCUCUCUGGAACAGCUUGAAGCUGACUUUGACCUGAUGAUUCAGAACUGUUUGGCAUAUAACAACAAGGACACGGUAUUCUAUCGCGCGGGAAUUCGGAUGCGCGAUCAGGCAGCGCCUCUUUUUGUCCAGCUGAGAAAGGAGCUACAGCGGGAUGGUUUGCUGGAGCGAACGCAACGCACCCAUAUCGACCAUGUGGAAGCAGAAGUUGAGCGUGAGCUACGCCUGCUGCUGGCGGCGCCAGCCACCGAGGACGUUGUCCAGAAGCUGCUUAUCCUCGCCGACAAGUCCCAGGUCCUCAAGAACCCCAGCUAUCGCACCAAGAAAAUCAAGCAGAUUCGUCUGGAGAUUACGCGGAUGCGCAAAACUCUCCAAAAGGCGAGAUUUGCAGCACGCCACUCAUCACAUGCCAACCAAUCCCAAAGCGACGAUGAGGAUACGGUAGGUGCUUCGCCUUCUAAAAAACGAACCCGGAAACGGUUAAAUAGCAGUGCCGUUGACAUGGAACUGGCGCACGACGAAGACGACGAAGAAGAAGAUUCUGAUGAGGAAUCUAUGGGCGAGGGCGAGGAUAAUGUAUCCAAGGACUUGCUAAACUCUACGCAAACGCCACCCUGCAGCCCAAUCAAGAGUCUGAAUAAUAGUAGCUCUCCCGUCGGUAUCAAUCGAAGAACGGCCAUCUUGUUAACGCGCAAGGCACAGGCUGCCCUAAAAAGACCCUCGGAACCACUAACAACGCCUGUAAAAGAGGAGCACCAUAAUUCGCAGUCGUCCAACACUCAGUCCACCAGCGGCAGCUCAUCCUCUGCCACUACGGCGGCCACAGCUGCCUCCAGUGCAACGGGUACGCUAAAUCAUAUCCUGGCCACCGCACCGUCCACUGUCUCCAGCUUUGCGUUGACGCAAAAUAAUAGCAGCGGCGGGCACCUUGGAUCGGGAAUAGGAGGAUCGUCGUCAGCCGGAGCCGCUGCAGCUGCGAACUUGGCCUCUACUGCCCUCGCAAUGAACAGCAAGCUUUCCGCGAUCCUGCCCGUCAAGUCGCCAAAGAGGCCAGGUCGAUACCGUCGACUGCCGGAGGUGAGGCACAGCUCCUCAAUGUCACCAAAGAAGUCGCCCAACCCGGCGGUAUCCGUCAGUCAAACGCUACCCAUACCAGACCCCCUGCCCUUCGAAAGAAUACCGGACAGCUUCCGGGUGUAUCGGGCCAACAAUCAGCGCGACGUGAGCGACAGUGACGAUGCUCCUUCGCAGUCGAGUAGUCCGUGCAGCAGUUGUUCCGACUUCAGCAUGUCGGGCAGUUGCUCCGAAUUCGACAGCGACGAGGCAAGUGACGGCGAUGCAGAUGGAGAUGCGGAUAGAGACGGCGUAAGGAGUCGUAGUGAGGACAGGGAUUCAACGUCUCAGGAUGGCACCACUGACGCCAUGGACUUGCAACACGCGAGUCUCAAUAAUGCGCAGGGAAAUAACGGCAACAUGGCUAUCAGCAGUAGCAGCGACGGAAGUGGCGGCAGCUCCAGCAAUGACGACGAGGAUGAGGAGCGGCCACUGCUUGCGCGGCAGAACAAGACGUUGAAGGUGGGAACGCGCAGUACACCGACUCCGACCGCAAUGGCACGAGCAGUAUCAAUGACGGCGUCACGAGGGCGAGGCAAGCGGCGAAGCAAUCUUAGCGAGUCUACCAGCUCAACGGCCACACCGCCGCCCCUGCUGCGGAGGGCAGGCAAGCUGCGGUCAGCCACGCCCAACGCCUCGCCGCUAGUGAAUAACAUCAAGGCGCGUAGGAAUACCACAGCUGUUGCCAGUACAACUCUCACAAAUAACAACCGCAGCAAUCAUGGCGAAAAUUCCGUCUCAUCGGAACGACACAAUCACCACUCUCACGGCCAAAAGCCGACGCUGGAGCCUCUACAGCUAGUGUGGGCCAAGUGCCGCGGAUAUCCCUGGUAUCCCGCCCUCAUCCUCGACCCCAAGACGCCCAAGGGAUUCGUGUACAACGGAGUACCGCUUCCCGCUCCGCCCACUGACGUUCUGGCGCUGCGUAAGAACUGUUUGGACGAGAUUGUGUUCCUGGUGCUAUUCUUCGAUGUGAAGCGCACCUGGCAGUGGCUGCCGGCCAACAAGCUAGAUAUCCUUGGAAUCGAUAAGCAACUGGACCAGCAAAAGCUGGUAGAGUCGCGGAAGCCUGCGGAGCGGAAGGCUGUAAAGAAGGCGUACCAGGACGCGCUGCAUUACCAGAGCCAGGUCUCCGACUUGGAGGGCCAAGGACCCGAUCCGAUCAUGUGAAAGCUGAUGGCCCGACUGCAUCUGUAGGCGCCGCUCGAAAGGCUUUAGCCAUUUAGUUAGCUCCCCCAAAGGGAUCGCUCGUAUUUUUAUAUCUCGUUUGUUGUUACUCGGUACUCGAAGAUGACGAUGUUUAAGGCCCUCCAUUAGAGUAUUUCGUUGGCGAAUUUCCAAUUUGCACUGUAAGUGUCUUUGAUUUUCGUUUGUUGCCAAGUCACCAGGGAUCGUUUGCCCCUGUAACAUUAUGUACAGUUUUUGUAAUACACGCAGUUAGCGAAUUCGUUGGAGGAUCCUAUUUUAUGUACAUUAUUUGGCUUUUGUGACUACGAUUAUGAAAUGUUAGAUCCCGAAUACGGAAUCGGUUCGAAUCACAACAACAUGGAAUUUAUAACCUCAAGACGAUUCACGCGAAAUCAAAUCAAUGUUUAAGUUAAAUAGUUUUAAGCUCACCUACAGUUAAGCCCAAAAUCAAUACAAACACAAAACACAAAUCAGCUAAAACAAAGCAGCAAGGCGCCUCAAUUAAAAAAAAAUUGUGUAAAAACUUAAACCGCUAUAUAGAGGAUGGAAGAGGAUCUGAACAUUACAAAUAGCAUUACAAAUUGUAUAGAUGUGUGUGUGUGCGCGUGAGUCUCUACAUAAAUCGAUAUAUCUCUAUAUGCAUAAAGUGUACGUCUUGAUUUGAACAAUAUGAACAAACAAAAAAUAUAUUUGAUUAUUAAAUGAUGUAUUAAACUGAUGAGGAUUAUUAUUAUUAUAAUUACUGUGUGUAAUUAAUGCAAAAAUUUCUUAUGCCUAAGUGGAAAGCGUAGACAAUUAAGUAUUGAAGUAGUUGGCUCCAAUCUUCCCGAUCGAACCCACAAAUCCCCGCCCCAACCACCACCUUUGCCCUUAACAAGAUUGAAUAUUGUUUAAAUCUAAUGGUAAAUUAAAUGCAGAAAAAUAAAUGUUUUAAACAAAAAA